AACACCGACGGCCGGCGGCCAAGUGUGGCGACUCACGCCAUAGUGUCACGGCUCAGGGGCUGCCGGUCGGGGCAGUGGUCCAUACCAAACCGAGCCAGUGGACGCGGGGAGGUCGGUACGGGCACACCGCUGCACUCCGGAUCGGACACGGGAAGGACAACUCAGUCCGAACAGCGCUCCGCUGAAGGUCGACGCGGCAGGGACCAGCCAUGGCAGCCAUGGCGCUGGAGAGUGUCGCCCAGGCGAUCCAAGGCCUCGGCUCCACCCGGGUGAAGAUCGACACGGGCGCCUUCUCGCUGCACUACCGGGCCACCACCACUGUGUUUGUCGCGUUCGGAGGCCUUCUGUACACCACUGGGCUGAUGGUGGAUCCCCUGCAGUGCCAGCCGGCCGCCGGCAGCGAUGGCGCCUCGACGCCGGUCAUCAACGCCUUCUGCUGGUCGGCCGGCACCUACAGCCUGAAGCCGACAGACGGCACCACUGAGGAGUCGGGCAUUCCCCACGGCCGGCGUCACAGCUACUACUCGUGGGCGGCGCUGCUGCUCAUCGUCCAGGGCCUGCUGUUCUACCUGCCGCACUGGAUCUGGAACGCCCUGGAGGGACGCACCAUCGCCUCCAUCGUCCAGGACACCAGCAACCGGAUGUUCGACCAGCAGACAGCCUCUGUGUCUGGCGAACGUCACUCAGUACUUCCGCAGGACCAGGGGACAACAUCAGGCCUACUUGUCCUUCUACGUCGCCUGCGAGGCUCUCAACUUCGUCAACGUGAUCAGCAGUUUGUUUCUGAUGGACGCCUACCUCGGCGGGGGGUUUCUCGGUUACGGGGCUCGCGUUGUGAGUCACCGCUGGGUCGAGGACCAGCCCGGACCGAUGGAAGAGCAGUUUCCCAAGAUGACCGGGUGUCGGGUUACCCUGCCGGCUGCGGACGGGUCCGACGGCGCCACCACCGACACCAUCUGCGUGCUGACGCUGAACGCCCUCUACGAGAAGGUCUACCUGCUGCUAUGGUUCUGGCUGAUCAUCCUGUCCGUGAUCAGCGGCUGCAGCCUGCUCUGGCGGCUGGUGACCAUGCCGAUCCCCCAGCUGCGUGUGGCGGCGCUCAGCCGCCGCGCGCCGCUCGCCCACCCUGACGACCUCCGUGACCUCUCCGACGCCCUGGGGCUCGGUGACCUCUUCGUCCUCAGCCUGGUCGCCGAGAACGUCGACUCUGGAGCGUUUCAGCGACUGGCCUAUGAGCUGGCGACGACACUGACUGGCCGGCGUCCCGUCGGAGAGGAAUCCGUCCGGCCGACCCCCAUCAGCGACGGACCGUGCGCCUUCAAACGACCCGACUCCUCGAGCGGGGUGUUCAAACGGCCAGACUCGACAGUGACCCCGGCCAAAUGACAUCUGCAGCUAACAGUGGUGGUACGCUGAAAGGCGACUGUCUGCCACUGGAGGGGAGGGGGAUGAGUGAGAGAGGGAAGGCGGCUGGGCGUCCACCGAUGAUCGAUACCUUAUACAAAGGAGUUCACUAAAUGUACAAUGAAAGAGAUACUUACUGGGAGACAUUGGAUGCAUGCGUACAAUUUUACAGAAUUUCUAGUCAUUCUGAAUCUGUAGAGUGCCUCCUAACUCGGUCAGGUCGGCAUUCUACAUACAGAAUACCUGAAUGCCUGAUUCCACACAUUGCCUGUAACUUAUUUGUAGGCAUAAUAUUCUGCAUUACAAUAUCUGCACAUCGAAUGACUGAGAAAGCAGGUUGAAGCAUAGGAACAGCUAAUGUCAUUGAAGCACAUCACCGGAAUCAUUUAUCUGAUUCAUUAGCGAUUACAUUGAGUGUUCAAUAUCGCAUUAAUUGAAUACGUGAGAAGGAACUAUUGCAGUUGUAUGUAUGACUGUUCUAUGUGGGUACUUGAGACUGUGCAAUAUGUGAUAUGUGCAAAUGAUGGACCUAUUGGUCCAAUCACUCGCGUAUUUAGUCGCACGCUACAUGUAUGUAAUAUGCCUUUAAUGGUCAUAGAUGUAUCAGCUUUCACGUUGUCAGCAUUGUAAGAAUCAUGCGAAUCUAGGAAAUGUUAUUGAAGUUCAUUUAUUUAUUAUUUGCACGCAUGCUUGACUCCUCAACACACGACCUUUUAGUGAUACAAACGUUGAGGCUAUUCUACCUACUUACGUAAGCAAUUGUUCUGGUAUGAGUUUUUUAAUACAAUUUAUUUGAAACAUGUGGCUCGAUAAAUAAUAAACAUAACUCAACUAA
This is a messenger RNA of Amphibalanus amphitrite, 2239 nucleotides long. RefSeq lists its product as uncharacterized. Gene Ontology annotation, molecular function: gap junction channel activity. Gene Ontology annotation, cellular component: gap junction; plasma membrane. The record is from RefSeq and is a predicted model, not a curated record. The transcript has 4 exons. The coding region runs from base 210 to 1130 and encodes 306 amino acids. Lineage: Eukaryota; Metazoa; Arthropoda; Thecostraca; Balanomorpha; Balanidae.